Molecule: messenger RNA, 3573 nt
Organism: Dunckerocampus dactyliophorus (ringed pipefish)
Lineage: Eukaryota; Metazoa; Chordata; Actinopteri; Syngnathiformes; Syngnathidae
Gene: qpct
Product: glutaminyl-peptide cyclotransferase
Exons: 8
Coding region: 173-1246 (357 amino acids)
Molecular function (GO): glutaminyl-peptide cyclotransferase activity; zinc ion binding
Source: RefSeq, a predicted model, not a curated record
AAAAGGCAGUGCGCUGCUGAUACCCGGAUGUUCCACUUGUCACUUACCAAAGCCAUUCUGGCUACGUGGCGGAAAAGGCGGGACUAACUCGAGUGGUUGCAAUCAGCAAUAAAAUAGUCAUUUCCGUCUUUCCAGUGCAGUGAGAAGUAAGCGGAUAAGAGCGACAGAAAAGAUGGCUUCUUCAAUGCCUUUAUGUUUCACAAUUACUACCUGGGUGACUUUCAUCUACUGCACUAAUGCUCUCUGGACACAAGAAAAGCUGCAGCACCAAGCAGUCACACUUACACCUGAUGAGAUCCAGACCGCCCUGUCGCACACAGACCUGACGCAGAUGUGGCAGCGGGACUUGAGGCCACUGCUUGUUACCAGGUAUCCUGGCUCCACAGGCAGCCAGGCUGUGCAGCAGCAUAUUAAAACAACCCUGACCUCCCUUGGAGCAGGCUGGGAAGUGACAGAGGAUAGGUUCAUGUCACAGACACCCUACGGUCCACUCCCCUUCACCAACCUCAUCGCCACCCUCAACCCAUCAGCCAAGCGCCGCCUGGUUCUAGCCUGUCACUACGACUCCAAGUACUACGCUCAGCAAUGGCACGGCAGGGAGUUUCAAGGCGCCACAGAUUCCGCCGUCCCAUGCGCCAUGAUGCUGGAGCUGGCACGAGCCCUUGAUGAAGAGCUGAAAAGUCAGAAGGCCUUCACCCCCAAACUGACCUUACAAUUGAUUUUCUUCGAUGGAGAAGAAGCACUGGUCCAGUGGACCCCUCUUGACUCCCUGUAUGGCUCUCGUCACCUAGCACAGAAGAUGCGGACCACCCCGCAUCCUCCAGGAGACACAAGCACCAAUCAACUGGACGGCAUAGACCUGUUUGUAUUGUUGGACCUGAUCGGGGCUCCCAGUCCUCGCUUUGGUAACCAGUUCCCAAGCACAACGUACUGGCUCUCCCGACUGCAGAACAUAGAAAAGCGACUGCACUUUAUGAACCAACUUGAGAAUCAUCCUGAUGAUGUGGAAUACUUCUGGCCAGAUCGGCCAGUUGGUCACAUUCAAGAUGAUCAUAUACCAUUUCUAAACAGAGGUGUCCGCGUCCUCCACAUCAUCCCCUCGCCUUUCCCUGCAGUGUGGCACUCAUUUGAGGACAACGAGCAGAACUUGGACCGCUCCACCAUUCAGAACCUCAACAAAAUUUUACAGAUUUUUGUUCUGGAGUACCUCAACGCCAGACCUGCCACCCCCACAAUCACUCCUUGAAAACAUUCCGGAUCGCCCGUGUGCGUCUUUUAUCAACACAGUGUUUUUCUUCACUUAUGUUUUGAGAUGUAAAAUCCAGCCUUUGACUGAAACAGGUGCAUUUUUUAGAUUACGAAUGCAGUAAAGUCUGUAUUAGCUUUUGUGUGUACUGUACAGUACAUCGUAUGUGAAACUUACUGCAUGUUGUCCUGCAGUUUCUUCUGUUUGAGGUCUGAAUCCGCAGCAUAUCACCACCCGAGUUAUUCUGCAGAUGUUGGAUGCCCGUGUCACGCCGCAAUCAUCCUUUUCAUUGUGAAUGUGAACACAAAGACAGAGAUGCUGGAACAUAUGUUACAUUUGGAUUUUCUGACAUCUUUUGUGAUUAAUUCAAGUACAGUGGGGAUCCGCACUUUCAAGAUUCAGCUUUCACGGCCCUGCAAAUGUGCUGAUGUUCAUCAAAAAAUAAUAAUUGUUCUUUUAUGUCACCCUGAGUCAGUAAUAAUUUAGAAACAUGAUAAUACUGGUAAAAUGUACAGCAUAUGUGAACCACUGUUAAAAAAACACACACUUUUAUGUUUCACUGAUAUUUUUACAUUAAUCAUUGCGAUUUCGCACUCUGUUUGGCAGUCCUUGAACGCGCCAUAGUUGCUGUGAGGCACAGUUGUGAAACGUAUAAAUAACUUCUGCACCGUGACUCGGAUUCCGUCUGUUCAUCGAUCAUCUUACAUUAUCGUUCAUUGGUGGUGCAUACUCAUACAUUUUAUCGUUUCUAAUGUGUUUAAUAAGUGUGUGAGGCAUAUUGGAGAGAGACUUGGAAAGGUUCUGGAUCUGAAUCUAAUUACAACAAUCACUCCUAUUCCAAAUGAUGAUCCGAAAUCGAAGGAGAACGUCAACAUCAAGCCAGCAGGAAGUUUUGGAGGGGGAGCAAGCCGUCAAAAAUACACAUUAUUAUGUGAGUCUCAAUUACUGGUGAUUUUUGCAAUUUGCUGGUGGUCCUGGAAGGUAACUCCUGUGAAAGGCGGGGAUCUACUGUAUUUGAAGACUGAUUAGGUGGGAGACAGCGUGAAAUGAAUCACUUCCUUGAUAGUCCUGUGUAGCAUGAUUGACUUGUUAUGCUAUCUUAUGUAUGAAUGUUCAACAGAAAUACAUGGUGGAGACUUUAUCAUUAAUCUUAUAAUGUGUGUGUUUUAACUACAGUUUAUGUGACGUUCUCUUCUUGUCAAUAAAUCUCUGCAGUGUUUAUAGAGCUAACCAGUCAUAGGGAGGAAGUAGACUUAUUUGUAUUGUAACAACAUCUUUAGUCCCUCAUAUCCUGUCUUCUUAGACUGUCCAACUAAUAACUUCCUGUGCUGCUUAUUAGCCUGAUGGUAAUAAUAUACAAUACCAGAACUGUUAUUUAUGUAUCAUGGGUCUGAAAUAAAUGUUAAAGAGUUGCAGUUCACUCAGAGUUGCUUGAUCUUAACAUUUUCAGGUGACCUUUUGCUUUUUGGGGACUUUUUCUGUGGUUUAACUUGAAAACAGCCAAGAAAGCAAACACAGUCUUCCUUUUUUUAUGUGGUGGUCAGAUUUUUUUUCAUGCUUAAACUGGAUCCCCGUUCUUUCUCAGCAGACUACAUAGUUCACCUUAGUCCCCCUAAUCCGAUCAGGGUGGCCCUCCCAUGAAUUCCACACUGUCCAAAUCCCUUCAGUCCAGCCCACUCCCACGAGAACGGAGCAUGCCUUUGACUAUGUUUUACUUACUGUAUCAGCAGUGGUGGUUCUAGCUUCAACAUACCACUAAUAGAAAGCCCACAGUUUUUACAUGUUUAUGUCCUUGUUUCAUUGACGAUGUUUUUCAUCAAGCGUCGAGAUUUCGCACUGUAUUUGACUGUCCUUGAACGUACCAUAGUUAUGUGCUAUGAGACAAUGUGAAACAUAUACUGUUGUCGCGGUUAAUUGGUUCCUGACCCAACCAUAAUAAGUGAAUUUCUGCCAAGUGGGAUUCCUUAUUUAUGAAUGGAAUAUUUUCAUAGUUAGAGCAUAGAAAGCCUGUUUACGACCUUCUAAAUACAGUUUUAACAUGAUUAGAGUGCUCUAGAUAUGAGCCAACACCCCUAUAGUCACAUUUACAUUCAUAUUACCCAAUAUAGUUGACAUAAUAAGAGUAAAUAAGCCAUUUAAGACAUAAAACACUUGUGCUCGUGCGUGUUGCCUUUAAUGGGAGAAAAGUGAGUGGCACACAGGAAGUGAGGUCGGUGGUUCUCAGUUGAGUUUCAUCUUGCUGCCGCGACAGUAGCUCGUGUUUUUAUUGGGGAUUAUUGUGCCUGUUGUGAGAUCAUUCAAACCUGCAAUAAAAGCCUGUUGUUCAA